AUGUAUUCGAUUUGGAAGCGAAUGGCAAACAGUAAUUGUUAUAAAAUAAUGUUCGUUAUUGGAGUUGUCGAUAUGCUAGCAAUAUUAUGUUGUGGAUUUUUAACUGGAUAUUUGGGAUAUUUUGGAUAUGUUUUUUGUUCUUCACCAAAAUUUAUUUAUUUUGCUGGGGCUUACGGAUUUUGUUUGGAUUUUUUAAUAAUUUCAUAUAUUCGUUAAUUAAUAGUUUGUUGGUCUACUGAAUCUACAAUAGAGGGGAUUUUAGCUAUUAAUCGUUGCGUUGAAAUAUGGUCUUCUGAAUAUGCAAAGAAACUUUUUGGGGGUUGGAAUUAAUCCAUCUUUAGCCUUAACUUUAGCUUUAUUUUUUAAAAGGCAAAAAAUUGUUUAUUUGGCUGGGCAUUCCCUUUCUAUACGGCUUAGCAGUAUUUGUAUGGGCAAAGCCAGUUACAUUCAGUGGCAU
Messenger RNA from Meloidogyne enterolobii, 457 nucleotides. The record is from the annotation of a GenBank genome assembly. NCBI's taxonomy places the organism in Eukaryota, Metazoa, Nematoda, Chromadorea, Rhabditida, Meloidogynidae.